Molecule: messenger RNA, 2086 nt
Organism: Culicoides brevitarsis
Lineage: Eukaryota; Metazoa; Arthropoda; Insecta; Diptera; Ceratopogonidae
Gene: Atg7
Product: ubiquitin-like modifier-activating enzyme ATG7
Exons: 6
Coding region: 32-2086 (684 amino acids)
Biological process (GO): cellular response to nitrogen starvation; autophagosome assembly; piecemeal microautophagy of the nucleus
Cellular component (GO): phagophore assembly site; cytoplasm
Molecular function (GO): Atg12 activating enzyme activity; Atg8 activating enzyme activity
Source: RefSeq, a predicted model, not a curated record
ACAACAAGGUGAAGUUCAUCGUGAAGGAAAAAUGGUUCUGCAAUUUAAUUCUUUUCGCUCCGUGGUCGAUCCAAACUUCUGGCACAAGCUAGCAGAAAUUAAAAUUGACGUCGACCAGCUCGAUGACUCCUCAAAAACCGUCUAUGGAUUCUACACAAACCAAGAUACGCCAGAUUGUUUCAUGGAAAUUGAUUACUCGGCAUUUUCUACUGAUCCGAAACCCAUCAGAAAUCGUUUCAUGACCAAAGGCAUUUUAUUGAACAAAAACACAAUCGAAGAAUUCAAGUCGACUAACAAGCAGGAAGUGCUGAAUUUGAAUUCCGAGCUUUUAUGGCAAGCAAUUGAAGACGGUUCAUGUAUCAAAGACCCACGAUGGCUCUCAUUUUUCGUCCUCUUCUCCUUCGCUGAUCUCAAAAAACACAAUUUUUACUAUUGGUUUGCGUUUCCAGUGCCGGUCGAUCUGGUAAUAUCUGAAACUGAGGCUACGAAAAAAAUCGGCGACGCUCUAGGAGAGAAGCAGUUUUCAGAUUUGACCGAUUUUUAUUACUCCGGAAGUGAUGUGGUUGAACAAAAUUUCUUCGUGACAGAAAUUUCUGAUGAAAAAUUAAAUUUUAAAAAGUUGGAAGAAGUAAUUUCCACGCAAAAUAAUGGAGAAAGCAACUUUAAAGGCACGGAUUUGAAUAAAAUUCUCUUUUGUUUCUCGGAUCCGUCCCCGUUUGACCAUCCAGGAUGGAAUCUUCGGGUAUUUUUGUUGAUGCUAGUGAAACUCUGUCCAAAUUUGAGGUCAAAAUGGAUCAACAUCGCCUCGUUGCGACAAAAAAAUCGCAAGGGACUCGAUUCAAGUCUCGUUUUUCGCGUUAAAUUACCGGAUUCUGUGCCAAAGAGUGCUUCCGACAUGAAAUGGGUUGGAUGGGAGAAGAAUCCUCAAGGUCAAUUGAUGCCACGAGUCGCUCAAAUGGGGAAACAAAUGAAUCCAUUGCAACUCCAACAAGCGCUCAUCAAUCUAAAUUUGAAACUCGUCAAAUGGCGUCUUCUCCCGGAUUUGGACUUGGAUGUCAUUUCAACCACAAAGUGUCUCCUUUUUGGUGCCGGAACCCUUGGAUGUGGAAUUGCCCGUAGUUUAAUGGCAUGGGGCAUCAAUCACAUCACUUUUAUCGAUUCGGGAGUUGUAAGUUUCGCAAAUACCGUGCGACAGUGCUUGUAUACGUACGAAGAUGCAGUUUCCGGCGAGAAAAAGAAAGUUGAUGCUGCGGUCCAAAGACUGAAGGAAAUUAAUCCAAAUUUGAAUGUGGAAGGACAUGAUUUGCACAUUCCGAUGCCAAAUCAUCCGAUAGGAGAGAGUUUGAAAGAAAAGACGGUCCAAAAUUUGAAUAAGAUUAAGGAGCUGGUGCAGAGCCAUGACGCGAUUUUUUUGUUAACUGAUUCGCGGGAAAGUCGUUGGUUGCCCACUUUGUUGGGAGCGCAUCAUAAAAAGAUUGUCAUUAAUGCAGCCCUUGGUUUCGAUAGCUAUCUUGUAAUGCGACAUGGUGCUCGCAAUUGCGGCGAUGACUCAACUAAACCUAAAAUGGAAAUAGAAGGACUCAAAUGUAUUCCAGGAGAGCAUUUGGGAUGUUAUUUUUGCAACGACGUGACUGCGCCGGGCGAUUCACAAAAGGAUCGUACGCUUGACCAGCAAUGUACUGUGACGAGACCAGCUGUGUCCAAUAUUGCAUCCAGUCUCGCUGUGGAACUGUUGAUUGCUCUCUUGCAACAUCGCGACAGAAACCGUGCUCCAGCAUAUUACAAGACAUCAACCAGCUCUCGCAACAUCCCCGAAGACCUUUUAGGCAUCAUUCCGCACUCAAUUCGUGGCUAUUUGAGCACUUUAGAGCAAAUUAUUCCCGCAACGGAACAAUUUAAGCAAUGCAUUGCCUGCUCUGAUGCUGUAUUAAAAGAAUAUGAAGAGAAAGGAGACGAUUUCCUCUUCAAAGUAUUUGGCUCAUCAAAAUGUUUGGAAGAAAUUACAGGAAUUGAUAAAAUUAUGAGCGAAUUCGAGAAUGCCGAUGCAGAUUUUGACAUGCCCGAAGAUGUCGAUGAUGAUUUUUAA